Messenger RNA from Impatiens glandulifera, 922 nucleotides. Its product is annotated as late embryogenesis abundant protein D-34-like. The record is from RefSeq and is a predicted model, not a curated record. NCBI's taxonomy places the organism in Eukaryota, Viridiplantae, Streptophyta, Magnoliopsida, Ericales, Balsaminaceae. The coding region runs from base 36 to 821 and encodes 261 amino acids. The transcript has 2 exons.
UUGAUUCUGUCUGUCUGUCGGUAAAUGAAGUGAAGAUGUCCGGAGGAGGAGGAGGAGGAGAACCGAAACGACAAAAAACAGAGGCAGUCAAAUACGGGGAUAUCUUCAAAAACGUCCACGGCGAGCUAGCCUACAAGCCCAUAGUCCCGCGGGAUGCCGCCACCAUGCAGGCUGCCGAGAAAAUGGUCCUGGGACAAGCUCAGAAAGGCAGUAUUGCCGACGUCAUGCAGUCUGUCGCCGCCAUGAAUGAGCUGACCGGAGCUGUCAGCCACGAUGACACCACCGAUGUCUCCAGAGAACACGGAGGAGUCACCAUCACUGACACAACCGCAGGCGGCAUCCGGGUUAUUACAGAAUCAAUCGGUGAUCAGGUUUUAGGGCAAUAUACUAAGCCGGCGGUGGAAUUGGUAGAACCAACUGCUGUUGGAGCGGAUGCUAUAACUAUUGGGGAAGCUCUUGAGGCUGCAGGUCGCUCUUCGUGGGACAAGCCGGUUGAAAAGAGCGACGCUGCAGCCAUCAAGGCUGCAGAGAUUAGGUCGGCGUCUAAGGGAACUAAUGAGAUCUCUCCGGAUGGCAUUGGCGGUGCGGCUCAGGCAGCCGCCGAUCGAAACGAGAGGGCCGUUUGUGAUGAGGAUAAAAUCAAGCUAGGCGAAAUUCUAGAGAAUGCUAGCUGUAAGCUAGAUAUGGGAGACAAAGCUGCGACCAGGGAGGACGCAGAAGUGGUGAUCGCAGCAGAGAUACGGAAUGAUCCCACGAUGGCCACUCACCAUUGCGGUGUUGCAGAGACAGUGGCUGCCGCGGCAAGGCUUAAUACUAAGUAGGAACAAACAAACAUCUUUUUCUUUUUUUUUUGUUUGUAUUAGAUUAUAACUAUGAAGGGUAUAACAACAGUAAUGCUAAAAACUUCAAAACUGGGUGAUGA